Messenger RNA from Porites lobata, 20602 nucleotides. The record is from the annotation of a GenBank genome assembly. Lineage: Eukaryota; Metazoa; Cnidaria; Anthozoa; Scleractinia; Poritidae.
UUUUUCAUCAGGCUUUUGCGGCGUCGAGGUAACGAAUCUUGUUUGAUUGAAGCUUCGAGAUCAUCCGAUCUAUGGCUUGAAAACACUCAGUGGAUUUGCCUAGGAAUAACCAAAUUAGGAAUGAAGAAAAUCAAGCGAGCUUUGUCUUUGAAAGGCAAAGGAACAGAUGAAACUCUUUCCGAACUUGCCGAGCAAAUGUCAUUUGAUGUCAACGGACGAGACACUAAUGGUAAGAAUGCCAUCACAAAUGCUACCUCUAGACCUAGCAGCAAAUAUUUUUAAUAUCUGUGUCUAAACUAAAAUACACCACUUUAACAGACAUCACUUCAAUUUAUUAAAACUGUAACAUUUUACUGGCUGAUAUUUCCGUGCUACAAACAUGAGAAUUCUAUUUUAACAAACAAUCUGCUCCACCAGACAACACCAUAAUUGAGAUUUCGAUUUUAGAUCAAUACUGCCGUGUUUAUAAUAUUUAAUUCUCUAUCUUUUUUGCAAGAAGCUAGCCGGCAGUGGUCGUUGGUUCGUUUAAAAUGCGUAAACAAAACACAAGGUGUAAUAUUGGUGUGAAUACAGGCUCUCACUAGUAUCAUUUCUGCGGCGAAUGAAAUUGACAUUCAUGAAGCACGCGCGAGCGCCUUCGUGUUGUAUUCGAUUUUAAUGAUUUUACGUUCGACUGUGAAAGCAUUUUGAAACUACGGUAUUAGAAUGUUUACUGCUUUUCUGGAUGCUUGAUCAAAUAGAGAACUGCAGUUGUUAAAUUAUCCACUGACCUUGCUGUUGUUUCUUAAAUUUUGGGGAAUAUUUUGGAACUAGUUAGGGACUGAUGAAAGUAGCGCUUCUUUAAGCAUUUUCUCGCUCAUAUAUAUCUCUAGGGAAAAUACCGGUUUCAAUGUUAGUGUUUUCAUUAGCCUCUUCGGCUUCAUUUGGCAUUAACGUAAUUUUGUGUCAAUAUUUGUUAGGCAUAUCGAGUCACCCUUAAUGAAGGUUCGCGAAAAUAAUGAAGUCGUGGAUUGUAGAUCGCUCGAGAAAAUCGCAGCUGAUUACCCGCAAAGAAAGGUUAAAGUGCAGUUGCCGCUCCAACAAAUGUUGUAUGUCACACGAGUAUUCACAAUGUAACAUUAACAGACUAGUCGAAACGUUAUAUAACAUAUUUAUAAGACACUGUGUGCCAAGAUUUCUUUUUCGUUUAACUGCACAACCGAUGAAACAGCCACUGUAAUCGUGAGUGAAGAAUAAGACAGAUCGAAUCAAAUCGCGUCCAUUUCAUUGAUUCCUUCCCAAAACUCAAAAACCUUAAAAAAAAUGAUUAUUACAUGAAAUCAAUCGACCGUAGAAUAGAUGUAAUAGGAGUAUUUGACAUCGAAUUUAGAUGAAAUCUUCUUUAGGUGAAAUUAAUAAUUUAUACUGUGGAUUUUUUUAAUCUUCACAAAAAGCUCAUUCCUUCUAAAAUGGUAUCUAGUGUGCUUACAGCUUUAAGAGAUGAGAUAGUUGAUGUUGAAUGUUUGUUUUUGUUUUUCUUGUGUAUUUAAAAACUGAUUUCACUGUCAGUUUUUUAUGACAAGUUCAUGAAAAAUUAAUUUCGUAGAUGGCUGAAAAAUAAAUGCACAGACAAUUUCACUGUGUAGAAAUGUAACAAUAAUAAUUAGUGUCACUGAGAUCCUCUUGUUUUCCUAAACCAUUUUUUUUAUUUAAUUUUUUCGUUAUACUGUGUUUACAAUUGUCAGUUUUUGAAUUGUAUUGAAUUUUGUUGUAAUUUUAUUGACUAUCAACUUAACAUUAGUUAAUUUUUAGAGCAUUGCUGGUAGAAAACAGUAAUAUUUUUUAUGAAGAGAAUCAUAGUAGCAUCAAACCAUCUUUGUGCAGGUUUGGCAAUGGGGCAUAUCAAAUUGGAGGUACUCUUCUGUACCGUGUUAAUUAUUCAUUCAAGUCACAAAUGUGAAAGGUUUUAUUGUCUACUGCUGAGCUAUUCAUAAGUGUUAUGAUAUUAGCAUAAUAAAUCAACCUUUUACUUAAGAUUUUUUUGUUUAUUUGCAUAAUAAAAGACUUUUUUAAGGUAAAGUCCCCUCGAAGCUUGAUAUUUGUGAAACCGCAAACUUUUUUUUACAAAUCGGCCUUCUGUCCACACAAAACUAGUGAAUCUGGUCCUUGAAACUGCAUUGUUUUGAAACCUCUCCCCAGAGCAGUUUAGGAGCCCAUCCACAUGAAUCCAGGUUAAAAAAUGGGGGUUUCAAAAAUGUCUGGAUUUGUGUGGACAUGGCCUAAGAUUGUGUAGGCAUAAUCAUUGAAAAUAUUGAAUCUUCUCCAGUUGUCCUUACAGGUUGUUCUCUUUUUUGUUUGUUUUUCUUUUUUAAACAUAUUUUCACAAAAUGAAAGUUGUUAUUUUUUUUUGUGAAGUUUGAUGUUAAAGUAGGAAAAAUAUUUGUUGUAGAAUCAAGUCAAAAAAGAUAAUACUGACAAGAGCUGAUUAAUAUUAGCCCCUGUCCACCCUAAUUAUAGUUUUAAAAGUAUGCGCUUGUAUUGUCAUAGAAAACACAUCGCAUCUACACUACUGUUUUGAUGUGUUUUCUACUGUCCACACUAAAAUGUUUGAAAACAAUAAAAUGCUCUGAAAUGUAUUAGUGUGGAUGGAAUACCUAAACUCAUCGAAAUGUAUGCAUUUUCAAAAAUGCAUUAGCGUGGAUGGGGCCUUUGUUUGCAGUUUUUUUCUGCUGGCUGUGUUCUGAAAUUCAUAUAUUUUAAGGCACUGAUUUUGUUACCCCCAUAUUCUACAUCCCUGACACAUAUGGCUGUCCUUUUCAGGUUAUGAUCACCAAAACGGACCAGCAAAAGUAGAAUAUGAAACAGAAAAUGGUAUACAUUCCACCCAAGAUGAUUUUCUUGAUGUUCCCAUGAGGAAGCCAAGAUCAAAAUCAGUAUGUUAAUUCUAAUUUGUCUAAAUAAAAAAAUGUUAUUGUUAGAUAUCAUAACUCUAUACUUGCAAAUUUAGUUUUGUGGUGAAUUAAUUUAUUUGUUUGACAUUACUGACCUUCCUAAAAAUAAAAUAAUACUUUCUCUUUACAAGAAAAAUAUAUUAUUACCCCCAGUGUCUCUUGUUUUCCUCAGAGGUAGUGAAAUGUCAGUAGGAGUGAGUCAUAAGAAAUAAAUGUCAACUUAAAUAAAUUACAUUUUGAGCAGUACUACACAGGGUUCUCAUUUAGUGCCAACUUGUAACCGGCUGAGAAGACUUAACUUCAAAUUUUGAGCACUGCCUACAUUUGGGCAAAGAGGGUAAGGCAAGAGACUGACAGCCUAAACCUUCACUACUAAGCUGCUCACUAUUACAUCCUAUCAGUCGACUUUGAAACUUAAUAAGAACCCUGCCACUUUUUCUGGUUUAUUUUAGAGACAUUUAUAGUAAUCUCCAGCUGACACACUUGCAUAUUUUGCUCAGGAAAUACUGUACUAACUGAAGUGUAUUAAGUUGACAGUCUUGACUUUUAAACUCGAUUCUUACACCUUGAAGCACCAACUUGAACUACUCUAGUUUCAAGUCACAAGAAUCAAGUUUUUAGUUCAAGAAAUUAUUUACUUGUAGUCUCAGGAGUUACUAGGGGAAUAAAAAUUAAGAGAAAGAUCUAUGACUGUUAUAAAAACCACAUGUACAUAAGGUUUGUGCAUGUCCAACUGAAGUUUCCAUAGCAAAUUCGUGAAACUGGGGUACAGUGUGCGAGGGAGUCCAGAUCUAGAUAUAAUGUGAAAAAAUAACUAUACAACUGUAUUACAAUAUAUUUUUUUUAUUGUAGACUAGCAGUUCCAGUAAAAGACUUUCAUUACCAGUUCUUCACUAUGGCAUGUCACUAAAUGAUAUUUCCAUGAAGAAGAGCCCUGCUCAUCGGACAAGAAGCUCAACAGAGUUUGGUUCAUCUAAAAGUCCCCCAUACAGCAGUGAACAGCAUCUAAGUAGGCGUAGCAGGAGAAUGUCACUUGUAAGUGCCUUGUGGUACACUGUAGUAAUUUGCUUUCAUUUGUACUCACCGUCCUUUAAGAAAAGUAAAAGUUGGAAUUUUUUAAGUUACAUGUAUAUUCACACCCUAUAAUUACAUUGGCUAUUCUUCACCCAUCAUGAUUUCAUCACAAUUUUGUUUGAUGUUGCAUCCUUUAAAAACUGCAUUCUGACUUUAAUUUUUCAAUCGACAGUCUGAACUUGGAUAUGGGAAAAUGGAGACAUAUGUCAAGCUGGAUAAACUGGGCGAGGUAAGGAAAUAGUCCAGAGGAUUGUGUAUAUCUCUUUGCUACUAACUUAUGCAGGGUUGUCAGAAAGUUUUGAAGUAGAUCGGUGAGUUGUCAAAGUAAGCAGCCAGUCCAGGGAUAUUUUUUUAAAAAAUGCCAUCCAUAAAGAAAUGCCAAGCAGAGAAGCCGGUUGAUACUAACCAAGUAGGCGGCGAUUUUCGCCAGCAGCCAGCUACUUUUGACAACCCUAUUAUGAUUUUAUAGUUAACAGACAUUUUUAAAAUAAUUUCAUAUUGGAUUUAUUUCUGCUAGGGGACAUAUGCCACAGUAUUCAAGGGGAAAAGCAAGUAAGUACAAAUGUCCUGCUACCCUGCCAGCAGAGGUUACAAUUUCGCUGUGUGAGCUGGCGUGAAAAAAGUAGCCUCUGCUGACAACCGUUCAAUUUUCUAUCGCGCAUGCGCGAAAUUCAUCACACGAUUUUUAGCCAGAAUUAAUUGUCAGGUCUAUUGUCAAAUGGCAUGUUUUUGCGGGAGGACUCUGGCAGGCGUCUAAACCAGUCAAGAACAGGAAAAAACCCUUUUUUGAGGAUUUUUUCGUCCAGAUUUCUGGAUGGAUUUGAACGGUUGUCGGCAGAAGCUACUUUUCGCCCACCUGCUCACAUAGCAAAAAUGUAGCCUCUGCUCGCAGGGUAAUGCCCUAAAUUUCCUUUGUACCCUGAGGAAAGAAGAAAUGGAGAAGCUUAAUCAAAAUUAACCUGAAAUCAAUUUGACUUGUAACAGAAACAUCAGGGUAAUGUGUACUCAAAAUUAAUUUCUUUUUAUUUUAGACUUACAGAUAAUUUGGUUGCAUUAAAAGAAAUUAGACUAGAACACGAGGAAGGAGCUCCUUGUACAGCGAUACGAGAGGGUAAUAUGUUCUUUUCAUGUUUAUAUUGUCUCAAAAAUAAUAGCAAUCUCUCUCCCCCUCUCUUUUACUUCUAUGUGUUUAUGGUUAUUUGUUAUUAUACCUUACGAAUAUUGUUUUUUCUUUUCUGGCAGUUUCUCUGUUAAAAGAUUUGAAGCAUGCAAAUAUUGUUACUCUUCACGACAUUGUUCACACACCAAAGUCUCUCACACUGGUAUUUGAAUAUCUGGUAAGUGUCAUUGCAUGUUUAUCACUGGUUGUUAUGUUGCUACAUGUAUAGAUGUAAUAUUAUUAAAUGUUAUUCAUCUUGAUACUGUUUACUGGGGAUUCCUUCCUGCUGUUUGUUGAUUUUGAUGUUUAGUGCUGUUUGUUUGUUUGUUUUCUCAGGAAAAAGACCUCAAGCAAUAUAUGGAUGACUGUGGCGGAAUUAUGAGCAUGAACAAUGUCCGAGUGAGAGCAAACUAAAUUUAUGUCUCUAUUAUUUUUUUUCUGUACAUGUAAGGGCAUCACUGAUUUUAGCAAGGUAACUUAUUUAUUUCACUUUCAUUUCUUGCAGUUAUUUCUGUUCCAGUUACUAAGAGGACUGCAUUAUUGUCAUAGCAGAAAAGUUCUCCACAGGUAAGCCUAAUUAAUGUUAGGCUGUUAUUAUUAAAUGUGUAUAACUUCAUGUACAGUGUAUGUCAUCCUCUGGCCCUUCAUUAGUAAAGCUUUCCUUAAAUGUACUUUAUGAUGUAAAAUGGGUUUACCAGCCAGCAUGGGCGUCAAGCUUAUCUUUGGCCUACGAUUGAGGGUAAAGCCAAACUUUCCAACCAAUUUGGGAGCUGGCCUAUUACCUUGCCCUAGCGAACCCUGUUUAAUAUUAUUAUUAAAAAAUCUUUGAAAGAAGAGAAGGAACAAUUCUGCCAGUUUUCCUCCUUUGCAAGUACUGGCUGAAUUCUCAUGAGCAGGAAGAGUCGCACUUUGGUGUUGUGUCAGUCCAUUUAUGAUCUUGUCUAACCCAUACAAAUGAAGGCACUUGUCAGAUAGACCAUAUAGGAUUCUACUAGGUUUAUCCUACCAGUUCUUUCCCCACCCCCCCCCCCCCCCCCUUCUGUGGAGGCUGUAGAUAAUUGCCAGUCUUGGUGAAUAUGCUUUGCUAUUGUGCUGUCAUCAUCAAUCCAGAUAAAAUUGAACUUUUAAUUUGCAGAGAUCUUAAACCACAGAAUCUGCUCAUUAAUGAUAAAGGAGAAUUAAAGUUGGCUGACUUUGGUGAGUACAAGACUUCUAAGUUCUGUCUUCUAUAAUUGCCUUGUAAAAUUCUUGAAUUAAAUAUGUUUUACAUCUUAUAUGAGUGAUGUGAGGCCAUCAUUGUCAUUAUUAUUGUCAUGUUUAUCAUCAUCAUCGUCAUCGCUACAACCUUAGGUCAAAACGCUAGAACAAGAUCAGAGUCUUUGUUAAUAUCCCAACUGUCUAAAUGCAUGACACAUGUCAUAGAAUGGCACUAAUUCAUGCUCUCUAGUGUUUGUUUUGUUUCAUUGAGAUGUGUGUGGCCAAGUUGUUUGCACCUGGAACUCCGGAUCUGGAGGUUCAGGGUUCAAGCCUCGCCCAUCAUGUUGUUUCCUUAGACGAGGAACUUUACGCCUCUUUGUUUCUCUUCACCCAGGUGUACAAAUGGGUACUGGUGAUUUACUGUUGGGGGGUAACCCUGUGAUGGAGUAGCACCCCAUACAGGGGGAAGUAGCAAUACUCUUAGGCAUGCUACAUGCUAAGGAAAUUGGGACAAGCUCCCACCGUUUCGGCCUUUAGCUCGUGUGCAUCUUUACUCUUUACCUUCUUACUUUUUUGUUUCCAGGCCUUGCAAGAGCAAAAUCUGUACCAACAAAGACAUAUUCUAAUGAGGUGGUGACAUUAUGGUAUGUGGUGAUAAACAAUAUCAUGUAAUCUAACUUGUCUUGAGGUUCUUAGACGUAUAGUACUCAAUAGCUUUCUUAAUUUGCCUUGGUUAGAGGAAGAUCAUAGAUAUCAAAUUCUUGCGCCCAUAUAGUAAAAAGUUACUUGUGUUUAAAUAUCAUAUGGAACUGCAUUUUUGUGAACCAGCCAUAUGUACAUUGCUCCAAUGAAUUCUUCAAGUCACACGGUCUUGUUCAUAUUCAGAUGUUAAUUUGCGCCUAAUAAGAAAUAAAUUAUUAAUUAUUAUUAUUAUUGAAUUAUUAUUAAUUAUUUAUUGUUUUUCUGCAGGUAUAGACCUCCUGAUGUACUCUUGGGAUCAACAGAAUAUUCGACGCAAAUUGACAUGUGGUAAGAAAGCUUAACCCUUUAAGCCAUAUUAUACAGGUACAAAUUAUCCAAGGUGAUCUCUAUACAUUUCCUUAAAGAAGUCGUUGGGAGAAUUUAAAAAAAAGAUCAAAGCAUUUUCCUACUAGUGAUCAUUUUUUAUGAUUCUUAACGAAAAAUCCUAAUGAUACGGAUUUUUUAUCUGAUCUUGGAUUUUAGUAAAGAAACGCACCUUAGAGAGACAUUACUGGGACAGCACGAGGUGCCUUGACUUACUGGGAGGCAUUGACCAUUCACUCUAUAGAGCAGAAGAAACCAGCUUCAUCGUGUUAUUGGAGGUGUUUGUUCAAUUAACAAUAAAGUUGACUGCACCUUUGUCUUGCAACUUGCUAGGCUUGUUUACUGGCCAUUCCCCAACAAAGAACGCUGCUGGCAUCCACAAAAAGUUGAUCUUGAGGCAGCAAAUCAAUGUCUCACGACCUGUAUUGAGAACUUUCAGCCGAUGUAACUGCUUCUGUUUUGGCACUCUUGGUUCCCUCAUUCAAAGUUAAUUCUUCUGAUUACGAGUUUGAAUGUUUUACGUAUUGUUUUUCCUCAGGGGGGUAGGUUGUAUAUUUUUUGAAAUGGCAACAGGCAGGCCAUUUUUCCCUGGCUCAACUGUAGACGAUCAACUUCAUUUAAUAUUCAAGGUGAGGAUAAAAUGAGUCUAAUAAUUGCAGACGAUAAGAGGAGCCCACAAUCCUAAUCUCCAGGUUGUUGUUGCGCAUGCGUUGCAUGUAUUUAGCCAGCAUUCGUUUUGACUCCCACAAUGAAAUGCACAGAACGCAAUUUGAUACCGCGAGUUUGGACCUUCUAUCACUCGUAAUCUGAUCACGCGUGUUUUGCCUAUCUCUCACGAAAAACUUACGCAAAGCACAGCGAUUGAGCAAAAGCGUUCUGACCUUCGAUCGUUGUCGCCCGCACUCUGAAACCUUUGGUUAUUGCUAGUAUAAUUCCUGUGAGCUGUUUAUAGAGAGCAGUUUUCCUGGGUCAUUUUUUGGGUAAAACAAUUUGGCCGAAUUUACAGUUCCUAGAUCUUUUCACUUGAGUACCCUCACUCCCCAUGUACGAGAUGUACACUUUUAAGCUAUUUCAAAGUACACAUGUAAAGAGGCUAACACAAACGGUGUUUUUGGAGGUAUGGAUGAGCAUUCUUGAGAUCUGAAAUAUUGUUGUGAUUUUUAUCUUUUUAGACGCUUGGCACCCCAAAUGAGCAAACAUGGCCAGGAAUAACUAGUAACGAACUCUUUCUUUCAGGUAAAUAUUGUUGCAACCGUGAUCCCAAAUUAGCUUUUGGGGGCGCACGUGAAGUAAUCAGUACUUAUUCAUUCUUGUUUUGAUAUUUUCAGCGAGAUUUCCUUAUUACCCGAAGGAGCAUCUCAUAAAUCUAUCUCCAAGGUAAAUAUGUGAGAAAAUACCUUCAGUUUUUUCCAGUAUUGACCGCAUCUUGUGCCACAAGCCUUGCAUGGAAAAGUGAGAAGGACACGUUAAAAUAGCAAAUAAAGUCACCAACUUCAUCAACUUCCAGUGUCGUUUUGCUUUCGCAGGGUAAAGAAGGGCCUGGAGCACACGUCCAGGCGAGUUUUUGCGCCGUUAAGUCGAGUAUCGAUCACUGUGCGCGGGAAAAUGUCCGUGCAUCCGUAAACUGUUUAGUCUGCUACACAGCCGUUUUUAGUGUCGUCACGCAAUGCUCCUCCCCACUAGUGGGCAGGAGCGUUGCGUGACGACACUAAAAGCGGCUGUGUAGCAGACUAUAAAAUCUUCUUUGGAAGUAAAGCGUGUCGCAUGAAUGUUGUUGCUAGAAAAGCUAACGACGCUUUCAGUUGACAGUCCGAGGGAUUUUGACAAUGAGAUGAUUAUCUUGUAUUUCUCUCUGUUACAGACUUGAUAACUCAGGACUUAACUUACUUGAGAGAUUUGUCGAGGUAAGGUAACUUCAGUGUCCUUUAGGUAAGGUAAAGGCGCAUACAAGCUAUUAGGCCCACGCGGCCGAAUUUUAUUCCGGUUUCUGUAGUUCUGUAGCAUGAAGGACCAAGGAAUAUUGCACCCCGUCAGGGCACCGUGUUGCUGCGUUUUUUGCGCGUGGGGCCGUCGCCAAAACUUUUUAAAUCGUCAUACCCUUUCGUGCGCCUAGCCUGAAAUUCAUCCGAUUGCUUCGAGCCUUUUUCUCCUCUCAACAACUGAGGGAGUAAUAACGACUCGAAGUAAUCGGAUGAAAUUCAGGCUAUCUUGCGCCCAGAUGCGAUCCCUUUGGCCUGAUCUUGGUCGUAUUCAUGAAAAUGUAGUUAUCAGAUUUAUUAAGUUAACAAAACAUGUAAAACAAGUUGUCCUAAGUGUACUUGUUUACAGUGUUUCAAGUUAGUAAUGUUAAUGACAAAUCUCAAAACUGAUAUAUUUUUAUCUUUUUAAAUCUUGUUUUUUCUUCUUGCAGUUCAUUGUAAAGGACAGAAUAUCUGCCCUGGACGCUAUGAAACAUGAUUAUUUCUUCUGCUUGGGCAAACACGUUCAGGAAUUAAAAAAUAGUAAGUUCUGCAAUAUUCCCAAGUUUCAAGAGCUGUCUAGUCCCUGCAAAACUCGACUCCUCUCUCUUCUUAACGUUGACAGGGAUGUAAAUUGCAGUUUUUGGUUUCAUUUAGGUUGUUCAGGGUGGAAAGCAAAUCUUUUUACCCAUAAAACAAUCGUUAAGGGUUGUGCGUAAAGAAGUGUUUAUAAAUAGAAAGUAAAUGCCGUCUUUCUCCAACACAGUAAGCGUCUUACUCUGUUGGAGUAUGGUCUCCUUUAGGCGUUUAAUUCUAAAUUUCCGAGCAACAACCCCGCCUCUUGCAUAUGGAACAAUCCCCCCUCCCGGAACGGCAACUCCCCCACCACCCCCGCCAAUCGUGGUCUUGCGCCCAUAAAGCUGAGUCUGGUUGAUAUCCCAGUCAAAUGAACAAAAGUCAUCGGAAGUCAGAAAAUAAGCGUGGUAGUUGUUUUGUUUAUCAGUUUGUGUUCACAUUUUCUUGUGUUCAUCUUUUACAGUCCAGUCGAUCUUUAGUAUCGACGAUAUACGGUUGACAAGAGAUCCUGGGUAUAGACCUGUUGGACGAUCAAAUUUUGGUGGGUUUUUACCUGAUGAAUACCUUUGAAAGACUACUCAUUAAAGAAUAAGAAGUUAGAAUACCUUUCAUAGCAUACUUACAGUUACAGUGCCUGUGAAACGCACUGCUCGGUAGCUUUCAUUUGAAUGGUUACAUUGUAGUAUUUCAUUCACAGACUCAAAAUUUAGAACCACCUUGUACGGCGUAAUUAGUAGUACCACAGGAAAGUACUGCUCCGUAGCUUUUAUUUGAAUGGUUACACUUUAGGAUUUCAUCCACAGACUCAAAAACUAGAACCCACUUGUACGGCGUGAUAAACAGUACCACAGCAAAGUACUGCUCUGUAGAGUACAUUCAUUCGAGUGGUCACACUUAGAGAUUGUAUCCACAGACCUUUAAGUUAGAACCUCGUUUUAUUGUUUGUUAUCGUUCAAUCGCGAAUCUACUUUUCCGUUCCGUCUGUAGGAGGCCCGGCUCGACGGAGACAGAGUAUGCUGUUCUAGUUACCAUUCUCUCACGACAAGGAAUACCGCGCUUAUUCGUACGAAAUCUGGUACUGUUCAUCUGGGGCUGGUUUCCCUGUUCAACGGAUAUGCGCCAAUCAGCUGUGGAAUGAUCGAUUUUUACACGAAAAGAAACUGUUCUUACUGAUCCAAUGCUUUAUCUUUGUUAAUAAUAUAAUAUUUUAGCCUUAUCCUAGGCAUUCGUUUCGCACAUGAGCAGCCUUUUUCCUUUUUAAUCAAUUGUUCGUUGAACGUAAACACGUUUGAGAUACGAAGGACUCUUCUUUAAAGGGUGUCUCUUGAUUAGCCUGGGAUCAAGGGGGGCGGGGGGAGGGUCCACACGGUUGAGGUGUAAGGUUUUCAUCGACUACCAGUUUCUUUUUGCUUUCGUAGGGUCAGGAAGGGAGCAAACGUCCACGCGAUUUUUGGAGCGGUUAGGUCGAGUGUCGAUUACUGUGCGGGGAAAAAGGGAUAGUUCGUAUUUUUACUUUUUUACUUAAAAAAAAACCAAAAAAUGGUACUGCAAAGAACACAUCUAUGUUUGAGAAAUCUGGAUAUACUUCUUACCUAAUGCGUCUAGAAAGUUCAACCGGAGGCUUUUAUCUUUUUGUCCCAGAAACCAGUUAUUUUGCUUUGCCAGCUUAUGCAGCAAAAAUUCUUGAUAAACUAAAUUCACAUGUCGAUGAUCUCAAAUUGUAUAGGGUCUGUGCCUUUUGAUCAGUUUAAGUUUGUGGGAAACUGCCUACCCACCCCUCCCCUAACUCAACGUUAACACCUACUUCUCACUUAGGGCAAAAUGUUGGCAAAUUGGGUAGUUUCCCCAGAAACCUAAACUCUUCCUUUGAUUCUUAAAUGAAGAAUUGGUAAAUAUGCAAUUGUACAAAGUUUUGUUUUUCAAAUUCUUUUUAAAUAACAAAUUGGUUAUUAUAUCAGUGACAGGCAGAGUAGUAGUUAGGUAAACACGUUUACAUAGAGAUUUGUAGUUUAAUAUUCGUUUUUAGUCUGUAUCAUCUGUAGAUCGAAUCAGUUACUAAUAAUUUGAUAUAUUUUAAUUUUAACACGGACGCUGAUAUCACAAGCCUAUAAAUACUGUACCUCAAGUCAAUAAAUACAGUAUCAACAGCUACAAACCCUUUGCUUGUCAUCCUUCUUUCUAGCCAGCGAAAAAAUCCGUUUCUCCACGCUCUUCGCCGCUGGGGACGUUUUGCGGAAUAUAGUCUUUUCAAGAAGAAGCAUUUUAGUUUUCUGUAGUUUUGCUGGAGCUCGUUGGCAGACGAACACAACACUUUACCAAAAUCGACCAUAACACUCGUCAAAUGGGACAAAUUUAUAUUUGGAACCCCAUGUCUACCGGAUUUAUUAUCUGAACAUUGAUUUGCGUCAUCAGUAUCGAAUUUCUGUCGCUGAGUCGCAGACGUUCCUCCGCGCGAAACGUCCCCAGCGGCGAAGAGCGAGGAGAAACGGAUGUUUUCGCAGGCUACCUUCUUUCCAAUUAUAUUAUAAUGUAACCCGAAUUAUCAUUUUAGGGGCUGUUUUAUGGAGGGAGGAAGAUCCUAGCACUAGGAAGACCCUAGGAGGUGGAGCUCCCUAGGGUAUUCAGUUUACAUGCAAGGGAUUGUACUUGUGCCCAGGGCUAGGAUCCUGCUAGCUGAGGGAUAGAAAGAUCCCAGCACUAGGAUGAACCUGUAGCACCAUGUAAACUGCUUUCGUUUGGAAGAUCACACUACUAGGGAUAAACCAGACAAACAUUGCGGCGAGUCGUUCAGUGGGUAAUCACGGCAAGAAAAGCCGACAACUCGUUUUGCGCCAACAGGGGUAAAGAACUGCCAGCUUUUGCUAAAAGGUAGUUAUUAACGCUAGUAAAGAAAGCAGAAGGGAACGGCUCUACCUAUUAAUCGCGCGGAAUAAAAACUCUGUAUGUAAACCCAACGAAAAGUUGUCCCGCCUUCUUGGAUCUUCGUGGUGCCAGGAUCUUCCUCCCUCCACGAAAGAGCCCCCUUAGGAAGAGAAACUAGGAGAAAGCGCGAAACGCGAAUGCAGUGUGGUUCCUACCUCCAAGGUUUUUAAAGAUGCGGCUCUAUGGCAGCAGUCAGCCUGCGUCGGUUUUUUUGAUCAUGACGAAUGUACGUGCCUGUGAUCUCAAUCCGAUGUAGCUCGACGUGCAGUGAGAGAGCAUAUAGUGUUUUCACAUGACGGGUUACGGUGGCCAUAUUGGUGUUGCAAAACAAUGAAAUAGCGGCCUGGUUGCUGUUACAAGAACAUCCGCUGGGAGUUGAACUCUUUUCUUAAGUAAAAGCUUUCUUUGGUCCCAAUAAAUUUGCAUAGAUGCUGGCCAUGAUUAUUAAUUUGUUGUAUUCGUAUUCAUUCGAGCACGUCUCUAAUUGUACCUCAUGUAUAUUAACAAGGUUUUAUGCAUUGUUCUCAGUUCCUAUAAUAAUCAACAUUCACAGAGGCAGUAUCAACCAAAACAAAGUUGCUCCAAAGUUUUGAGUCGCAUCGCUGAUUUUGUACGUAUCAAACCGUAAAAAGUUUAAGUACCAAAAAGGUAAGAUACUGAGUUUCAUUUGCUUUAUGCCGGUAGUUGUUUGAACCUGCUCUGUGAUACAUUAGUGAUACAUCGUUGCUGUUUGAUACUGAACAGCAUAACCAUCGAGACAAGAACGUAACACGAAGUGAGUUCUAUUGUAUGUCCGAAGUGACUAAUGUGGGGAAACAUUUUGCCUGUCUUCAAAAAAAACUCAUUGUUAAUUAACACACCGAAAGUGUAAAAUUGGAUUGGAUUUGAACAACUGAAAGCAACUAGCGAAUGGGAAAAUUUACGGAAAUGUCUCCUGGUGUACCUAACUUUGAAUUUAACUUCCAGACAGACAGUAGCUUUUUUGAAUAAUUAGCGCCAAGUUCUCGAAAAAACUCCUCUUCAUGCUUGAGAGCUGAAAAGUUUUACUAAAACACUGUGAUUCGGAUAAACUAGCAAAGACGAAAGAACACAGAGAACGAGCCAUCAAUUUAACACUUCACAUGAGCUCCGUAUAGAGUGCAUGCAUUUACGCUCGACUGCCCAUAGAUCUCUCCUUAAUGAGCUACAAUAUGCUCGGGUUGAAAGAGAUAAUUUUUGGACAGAGAAACAGGGCCAGGUUAAUUACUUCACUCAAUUUGCGCCUUAUUCUUCUUGCAUACUCCCAACAGGGUGAAAGGUCUCUUGGAGGUACCCAUUUCAAGAACUGAGUAUAAACGCACGAAUAAAGUAAUGCCUUGCGCGCCAAAAAGAUACUUCUAAGAAUUGUGAUUAUAGGAGUCGUAUUUUCCGUGGUUUUCAAAGUCGUGAGCUACUGUAAAGCCUUCUGUAAUGCGAGCCUUCUUUUUCAGGGAAGCACGGGAAUUCGCUCAUAGCCGCAUUGCAUUGCGAACGCGAGUCAUAGGAGGCAGGCCGGAGGCGGGGUGGGGGAGUUGCGUGACUAAGAGAGACUGGCUGGGUCACACUUGCGCGUGACCAUUCCAAAUGAAGGGCCUGCUUAAAGUCUGCUCCUAAUAUUUAAGGCCCUAGAAGGAAAAUAUACCAAUUGUUUUGUUACUUGUUGACAUUCAGGCUGGUGAGGAUUAAAUAUGAUUUUUGGAGAGGCUUUGAUCAUCGCCUUUCUGGCCUCAACCCUGGGUUUAUUGGGAGUGUCACUUCACAGUAUGUUCACAUCACACCACAAAAACACCUUGGAGCUUCGAGAACUGGAAGACAAAAUGAUGGAUAAAUAUGGCUGGGCCCCUUCAGUGCCUUACAACGCUUACGCUUGAGUCAGCAACUUCUUUUUAGCCUGUUAGCAGAUGAACCUUAAAUUGACUUCAUUACCAGUCCAUGUAGUGUUCUCUGGGAGUGCCGAUGAGUGUACGUUUACUGAUUUAUAUAUACACUGGAUGCUAUCAAGUAACUGAUUGAUUCCAACUGCACAGCGAAGUUAUGAACAUUAGACAACGAUUUAACGUAUCGUAUCGUAUCGUAACGUAUCGUAACUUAUCGAUUAUGGCAAAUCAUUCUUUAUUUAUCAAAACGAAUUUCUAGACUUGUUUUAUGGUAUGACAACCUGCAUUUACCAUGUGUUACGAAACCCUUAGUAUUCUUUUUUCACGAAUUUCAAUCGUAAUCAAAACGAUUUUAAACUGUAGCUACAGAUGAUUGACUCGGUGUAAUUAAGUAGAAUUUUAAUGAUCCUAACUUUUUAUACAGAGAAUAAACUUAUUGUUUCUAGAUGACAAUAACGCCCUUUCUCAGUUUCAGCCCUAUCACGUUCAAACAAAUCCGCUCGGCAAGUGCCAAAAAAAACAAAACAGAUUCAAAACCGCCACGCACUGAGAUUUUUGGGUUAAAUUUCUUUGAGGUAAAACUAUAGUCAAUUUAAUGUCGUACCAUUCUAAGGAAUUAGAGGAAGUUUUCACUCUAGAGACGCAUAACCCAUCAUCUAUUGCGAAUCGUUUACCUUGGAAACUACCCGCCUCCUUGGGGAAGGGGGACUAAGAUCGACAUUCGGAUCGCAGAUUGCUCGUGACGUCUUACAGGUAUUAGAGGCGCUGACAUGGAAACGAGGCUAAAGGCUCCUUCUGCAUUGUAUUCACCAUUAAUCUCGUUCGCAUGCAUGUUUGAAGAAUGUUUGAAAGCGGGCUUAGCUGUGUCACACCUGACGUGUUAACUUACCCCUGCUCUCAGGAACUUCCGAACGCACGUGUCAUACUGCAAGCCAUUAGACUGGCUCUUGACUCUCUCGUAAUAACCAGAGCUUGGUCUUUUUCAACAGAGGGUCGACAGUGUCUUGAUUAACUUAACGAGUGGAAACAAUUAUCUUCCAACCUUUGUAAACUUCAAUCCUAUCCCUUUUUUACCACCAAUUUUAACAUUGUUUUCUCUCGCUUUAAUUUCUCUUAAUUUAAAUAAUGACAGAUCGUCCGCAAGUUGUGCUUCAUUUAAUGAAUAUGUAGUAAGUCCCCCCCACACUAUUAUUUUAAGAAAAAUGAACACAUAAGACAUUUGAUGUUGAAGCAACACCAGUGCAUGUAAAAAACAAAACAAAAUAAUUGCAUAAUUGUCAUGUCAUUCUUUCCGUAACGACACCUUUUCCGUGAUAAAUUUCUAAUAUUUUACUUUAAUACUAAGACCGGAUUAGCUUUUAUUUUUCUUCCUUUGUUUUCAGUUCCUUAUAAAAAGACCCGUGGUUAUAUAUUCGGUAAAUAUUAAAUAAGCAACAAACAACUUUAGGAAAGCAAAAAUAAAAUUUAGAAGGAUAUGACGAAUUUUACAAUUAUUAAAUUAAGUACGGUCAAAUAAACCUUAUUUUCUGCAGCACUAAGAUGCGUUUUUCAGGCAGGCUAUUAAAUAAAUAUAUAUUGCAAAAUGCAAUUACAUGUAGUGAGUUUUCAGUAUCAAAUUUAUGUCCUGUUAUGCAGACAAAUUGAAAAUGGCUUAGAUUGAGAUAUGUCUAUGGGUGGAUAUUUCCUGCCGAUAAAAAAUGACAUUUUUGGUAAAUUACAUGCAAUCUUUUUCACACCACAAGCGCUAGUGAAAUCUUGAUAAUAGAAAAGAUCUUGAAAAAAUAAACACUUGAUUACGGUGGCGUAAAAAAUUGCCAAAACUUAAUAAAAAUUCUGACAGGUCUAUUUGCCUUCAUACUGGAUGACAGUCCUUUGUUUUUGCAGUCUAUUAAAGUUGCCUGUAUUCGUAAAUAUAGGCGAAAUCCAACAACGAUUAUUAAACUCUGCUGAAACGUUAAAAGCUGUUAUCGUGCAUUGGCAAAAUCAGUUCCUGAUUGAGGACUCCAGCGGGUCACUAUAAUGGAAUGGCUCUAUUUUGCAGGUAAUAAGUGGAACAAGGUAAUAACGGUAAAAAAAAGUAUCAGUUGUCGCUUUUCAAUCAAAGAACAAACAAUUGCUAUAUUUCUCGGCCACUUUUCGGUAAAAGAAAUUUAGAAAAUCUAUGUCGCGUAAAAAUUGCCAUACGAAAAUCGCGAGCUAUAACUGAGAACAACUGAGGUAACCUUGAACUCGAGUCGGUUCUUUAUUUAAGGCGCCUUUUAUUUUCUAACGAUAAAUCAACAUCAUAAAUGGUUCGCAACUUGUUAAAAUUGUAUGGCUAAAGAUGGAUGUAAAUAUCAAUUUUGAUAUGAGCAAAGCAAGUCAUCGAAGAAGAAUUGGCGUUCAACCUUCGCUUUCUAAACAUUUACUGAAGUCAAUAACUGUUACCUUGUUCCAGUGUCUCCAUCACAAGGCUUUUCAGUGCAAUCCUAAACCAUGGCCUGCAUCCACGGCUGUCCACGGCUUUAUCGAGUGCCGGGAAAAAGUUAUUCACGGCUGAAAGCACAGUACUGAGCAAGCUUUAUAAUUUAUACGCGCGAAAACUACUUAGCAGUUUUGCCCCUAACGUUUCUUUUGCUAAGUGUACAAGGUAAAAGUGAAAUUCCCGUUAAAUUUAAAAUCCGUUGCAAUUUUAUAUAUUUCGCACCGGAUGCAUCGAUUAUCUCAUAAACAAAAUGAUGCGCAAGUAAUUUACGGGUGAUUCUGUAUUGGCUUACAUCAAAGAUUUUUCUGUACCAGCCUUUGUACUCCCAAAAAUUCGAGACUGAUUUUCAGCCUGGGUACUCUAUAACUUCUCUGUGCCGUGAUGUCAUCUUAAACUAGUUACAAGCUAAGCUACUUUUUUGAGUUUAAUGAGAGGAAAUAUUGCUUCGUCCGGUCUUAUUUCCAGACCUCGAGUACAGAAAUAGUAAUCUUUCAUUAUGACAAAUGUCAUAGCCGUUUUGUCAUUUUGAGUGCAACAGAACAAAAGGGUAAGUUUUUCCAACAGAAGAUUGGAAAAGCAGCUGCGAAAACACUUUUACGAUUAGCCUGACUGAAACUCAAAUUAUUGCUACAAGGCAUUCAGCGUGCAUGUCAGCAUAUGUCAGGGACCUGAUUAAUUCAUUUUGAAAAACAAAAUGAUGAUAAUAAUAAUAAUAAUAAUAAUAAUAAUAGUAGUAGUAACAAUAAUGAUAAUAACAAUGAAUAUCAGGGUGGAACGUUGAGUGGCGAAAUAAUAACAGGCAACGCGCUUGAUCUGCACUGUAUCCGCUACGACUUAGUAUCAAACUACAGAAGAACCUCGAUAACUUGAACUCGGAUAACUCGAAUUCCCUCCCUGCCAACUCGAACUAUAAAUUUCUUUUCCUUAAUCAAAAUUUCACUCGAAUUCUCCACUAAUUUUUCGUUUCUCUUCAGAGUUCUAGUUACCGGGGUAAUAAUGUAUCUCGAAGUGUGGAAUAAGCUACGAGUUAAAUCACUGGAGAGAUCAUUCAGUAUGGAAAUAUGGUUCAUAUAUUUAUAGGCAGCUGAUCUUUUUUUUUUUCAGUUAUAGGCUGGAAUCUAUGGUUGAUGUUAUCACUCACAGGUAUAAUUACGUUGUCAAAAAUACAUCUGUAAUCUAAGCAUGAGAUAACUGCUCGUAUGAACUGGACACAGAUAAGGAAUAACCCACGUUCGAUAAAUUAGAAAAUUACAAAAUUCUAACCCGACUCCCAGGCUUUCUAGUCAUUUUUCUACAUUUGGUUUGGUUUUCUUUGUGCUCAAGUCUCUUCUGGGAAUUGCGAGACACUGGAGUCUAAGAAAAAUUUGCAAUUUUGACCCUAAAGCCUCGGAGUCACGUUAGAAUUUUAAUAUAUGAACGUCAGCUAUUGCCAAUUUAGAGACUGCGCGUGAAACUGGUUCGGGAUUGCGUCGAAUUGCAGUAUAGGUUUGUUUUGAAGACGCGAUACGGUUCUCUCACUGGCUUUCACAAACUUACACUGGAACCUGGGUCGAUAUUCAUCCCCUAAAACGAUCUAACAAGUGCAACUCGACGCUACACCGAUCCAGUCCUACUCCCAUGGCUUGAUAGGAACGAAAAAUGAUGGACAAUGACAGUCUUUCAACCAGAAGUGCUGAUCCGAUCCUCCAUCAGGAUCCGGUUCUUGUAUUUUGUAACGUCGGUCCUUGUUUCCGAAACAAAGGUAAUAGAAAGGCAUUUAACGUGCUUAAGAAGCCUUAAACGCAGUGAACUCACAAAUAAACAAAAGAAAUUCUAAAGAUAAUCUUAAUGCAUAGUUUGCUUUGAAGAGAAAAUAUCACAACAAUUUUUGUAUGAAUAAUUAAUUAGCAGAGAAAGGUUCUGUGGCUCAGGGACUUCAAUUGCGAACUUGGGCUUCCUGUGGUUCCCCUAGUUUACAACUAAUGGUAUCCACUGUAAAAUUCAACGUUUUUAGACGCGUCUUGUUCAGAUAUAGGCUGGUUUUGCUGGCUUUAUAAGAAAACCAAUAGAUGUGUGGAGAGUUCAAACUAUGCUGUGAACAAGUGCCGUAAGACCUGCGAGUUUUGCCCAUCACCUACUACUGGUAAGGAAGCUGUUAACUUGCGUAUCUAGUAACAAUUUUUUAGGUUUUGAGUGGGGCAGGGUCGUUGGGGAGGCUAUCGCUUCCUUAGUUGCCUUUUACGAAGUUGCAUAGGAAACUGAUAAAAAAUGAGCCCCCCCACUCCCUCCCCCUCCAAAAUUCAGCACAACACUGACCCAGUAUCCCUCCCUGGCCAAUCGCCUGUUCAAAGAAGUAAACAACAGUACACAAUAUAUAGCCUGUUCCCGCAUUGCAGUGAUCAUCAAAUCGAGGCUUGUGAUACAGUGUUCGUACAGAUUUUUGGAUCCAAAAUUCAAGACUUUUUCCGGACUCUUUUCCAAAGCAACAAUUUCUUUUUCCAGACUCGAGGUUAUCAAAUAGGUGAUCAAUAGAGACCUUGAAAAACGCAGGAACAGCUUUUUUAAUGAUGCGCUGCAAACGUGCGGGCGAGAUUGAAUAAGAUUAGACCACACCGAAAACAAUUUCACUUAUAACGUAGUUGCUGUAGCUUUGAAAACAACAACAACAAGACUUUUUACCAUUUUUGCAGGCGUUAUCUCCAUUUUCCAGAUUUUUUCCAGGUCUGGGGAAUUGCUGGGCAAAUUGCUUAGAACGUUAUACUGUUCGCCCCAUGAAGUAAGGUAAUCCGGACUCUAGAAUCCGGGAGAUAUUUACUCGUGGAAUUCGGAAUCCUGGGCUGUGGAUUCCGGAAUUCGGUUCACGAAAUCCGGCAUCCCGCUAACGAUUGGAAUCCAGAAUUCAAAUUCCAGUGACAACAAAUCCGGCAUCCAGUGCCUGGAAUCCGGAAUCCACAGCGUGGAGUCCAGAAUCCAAGACUGGUUUGGAUAACGAUUAUACAAUGGGCGAUGCUAUGUUGUUUUUAGAAAGUCCAGUCACAGAAGGGUCAUCGUCACCUGUGGCUACCCUCGCAACAACGCCACCUAAGCCUGAAUGUUUCCAUCAGAGUUUAACCCUGCCAAUAAGCCAGGAACUGUUUAUGGACAAAAAGCUACAAGGUCACGUGAUCUGGCAACAGUCAGUUUUUUCGGAGCUUCAGUGCGAGGAUCUUUGCAUUCGAGUUCCCGGAUGUUUGGCUUACAAUUACCACUACUCCGGUGAAAUGGCACAAAAAGCUUGUGAGUUAAUGAACGAAGUUAGAGUUGUAAACAACACCCUUGGGUACAGCUUCAGGUUGUUUGAGCGAGAACGAGUUUUAAAGGUGAGCAAACGUUUACUGCACUAA